CUUGAUGCUGGACUUAAUGGAAACACUCAGAGCAGAGGACUUCACUUAACAUCUGUUUGUGGAGAGGAAAAUGCACUGAAGUUCAUUGACUUAAGUGAAGCUGCAUAUGACAGACUAGCAGAUGAAACACUGGAUGCGUUAGCAGAAUAUUUUGAAGACCUUGCCGAUGAGAAAUAUACAGGGACAGACUACGAUGUUGUGUUCUCUAGUGGCGUACUGACCAUUAAAGUGGGGGGUGACCACGGCACGUACGUCAUCAACAAACAAACACCCAACCGGCAGAUAUGGCUCUCCUCACCGACAAGUGGACCAAAGCGCUACGACUGGACAGGCAGCCGCUGGGUGUACUCUCACGACGGCGUCGCCUUGCACAAUCUGCUCUCUAAGGAAUUUUCCAGAAUCUUUCAGAGAGAUGUGGACCUGUCAGAUCUCAUUCAUUCCUGAUUGGGAAUUUAAAUAGAGAAAUGACCCUAAAAAAGCCACCAUCACAGCAAUCCCCUCACGUCUCCUCAAAAAUACAGACACGUUAGAACUCAGCAAACUAUACAAACCGUGCAUAUGAAGUUAACCGCAAGCUUUACGCCAGUCAUAUAAGUUAUAUGCAUUGGGAGGGUCUGGAGGCUUUUCCUUUUGCCAACGUCCUCACGGUCUUUUUGCGAAGAUGAACGACAUUAGUCAGAUAUAUGAAUGAUCUAAAACCUCGG
Molecule: messenger RNA, 704 nt
Organism: Chanos chanos (milkfish)
Lineage: Eukaryota; Metazoa; Chordata; Actinopteri; Gonorynchiformes; Chanidae
Gene: fxn
Product: frataxin
Exons: 4
Biological process (GO): intracellular iron ion homeostasis; iron incorporation into metallo-sulfur cluster
Cellular component (GO): mitochondrion
Molecular function (GO): ferrous iron binding; iron chaperone activity; ferroxidase activity
Source: RefSeq, a predicted model, not a curated record